AUCUAUUAUUAUUAUGUUUUAUUAACGUCUGACGAAAAUUUAAGAAUGUUGAUUUCUUAAAUUAGUGGCGGUACGUGAAUACUUAUAUGAUUGUUAGGAGAUGUCUAUACAUAACUAAACAGAAACGUAUUAAACGAUCACUAUACUUAGAAAUAACCGACAGUUUCGUGUUCAUUCUGUAGCUUGAAGAAGACAGUGUUAGAUGAAGUUUCAAGAUGGAAACAGCUCUAUGGGUAUCUUCUGGGCUGGUACGCAGCUCAGUAAGUAUCGUGAAGUUUUUUGUGCCAAAAAUGAUAUAUGGUUCGGCUAGAGCAGCACGUUAUUUCAUCCCUACAAGAAUUACUAACUUGAUGUCGAAAUGUGUAGAAUUUGUCGAAAUUGUCACCUCCUUCAAGACAAUUUUGGAGCAAGUCGAUGCUCUUGAACAACAAAUCAAUGUGCUCAAACAAACUUCUAUUGAUAAUAAGGAGGAAUAUGAGAAAGCCAGAAUGAUAAAUAUAAGUUUGAAUUCAAAAAUUUCUUCGUUGGAAUACCAGAUCGAAGAUUUGGAAAAGAAACACGAAGAACGUGUGCUGCAAGAACAUAUUAAAACCAAGGAAAUAAUUGAGAAACUCAAGUGUGAACAGCAAUCGUUAUUGACGGAUGCUGAUAGAAGGAUAUUCUACUAUAAACAAAAGAAUGCCGAGCAUCAAAAGGAACUUAGCAUGCAGAAAAUGAUCAUCGAAAAGAUGAAAGAAGAUCGAGAAAAAAUAUUAAAAGAAGUGCAAGAACUCAACAUUAUGUUGUACUCUACAUGUACUAACGCCCGAAAAAAUGAGGAACAGCUUGAAAGAGUUUCUAAAGAAAAUGAAGAGAAAACACAAAUGAUCGAACAAAUGCAGACAGAAAUAGAAAUCUUAAAAAUACAAAAUGACGAAGAAAUCCAACGAGCAUAUUUAGAAUUAUGUUGUUUGAAAGAGAAGAAUUUCCUCUUGGAAGAAUCUAACGAGGAUCUACAAACAAGCCUUUCAUCACUUUCCAGUAGGGCCAGCUUUGAUCAGUCACUAGAAGAAGAAAGUGAAUAAAG
This is a messenger RNA of Harmonia axyridis, 1066 nucleotides long. Its product is annotated as protein Daple-like. The transcript has 4 exons. The coding region runs from base 216 to 1064 and encodes 282 amino acids. Gene Ontology annotation, biological process: regulation of cytokinesis; endocytic recycling. Lineage: Eukaryota; Metazoa; Arthropoda; Insecta; Coleoptera; Coccinellidae. The record is from RefSeq and is a predicted model, not a curated record. Gene Ontology annotation, cellular component: midbody; endocytic vesicle; recycling endosome membrane.